Neltuma alba is the source of this 2431-nucleotide messenger RNA. RefSeq names its product exocyst complex component EXO70B1-like. The record is from RefSeq and is a predicted model, not a curated record. NCBI's taxonomy places the organism in Eukaryota, Viridiplantae, Streptophyta, Magnoliopsida, Fabales, Fabaceae. Gene Ontology annotation, molecular function: phosphatidylinositol-4,5-bisphosphate binding. The coding region runs from base 214 to 2136 and encodes 640 amino acids. Gene Ontology annotation, biological process: exocytosis. The transcript has a single exon. Gene Ontology annotation, cellular component: exocyst.
UAUCUCUUUUCUAACUUUCCCAACAGAAACCGCGUUUUCUUGCUCCUUGGUCAUUUUCUCCCGUUUCUCUAUCCUGAUUCGCUGAUCCUGAACCAUCUAAGAAGCUCCCUUCUUGGUCUUCUUUUGCUGCUUCUUCAAAACCCCAUUUUUCGAUCUCAGAGUUAUGAUUUUCGGUUGCUAGCUAGGAGGAAGUGGUUCAGUGAGCUUAACCACAUGGCUGAAAGCGGUGAGGAGAAGUUAUUGGCUAUGGCGCGCCACAUAGCAAAGACGUUGGCUCAAGAUAACAGCAUUGCUGAUGAUAUUCUGCAAAUUUUCUCCAACUUUGAUAGGAGAUUUUCGCGGGAGAAGUUGUCGGAGAUAAGCGGCGGCGAUCAUCCCCGAGGCUAUGUUUCUCUGGAAAAUAGCCUCAACUCUAUCGAUCGUCGGAUCUCACACUAUGUUUCAUUCGAUCAGCCCAUUUGGGCGGACGCGGCUGACGCCGCUGCCUUUCUCGAAGCCAUCGAUGAGUUGAUUGCCACCAUCGGUGAGUGGAGCCCCAUGGCGGCUGAUGAGACUGUUGGCGCGUUCUUGGUACGCGCCGACGACAUGCUUCAGCAGGCCAUGUUUCGUGCGGAGGACGAAUUCAGGUCUCUGAUGGAAAGCGGGGGCGAGUCGUUUGACCUGACUCGGGCGGACUGGAAAAGCGAGUCAACUCGCAACCUGCCUUCUGACUCGGAGGAGGACGAAGAUGCUAAAGCCGAAGCGGUCAUAAGAAACAGUGACGAUUAUCAGAUUCCGUUGGCGAAGCCGGUGUCUGAUUACGACGUCGUACUUGAUGCUCUACCUUCGGGAACAAUUCAGGACCUUCACGAAAUUGCGAAACGCAUGGUGGCUGCUGGAUUUGGGAAGGAGUGCGCACACAUGUAUAGCAGCUGCCGAAGAGAAUUUGUAGAGGAGAGCUUGUCGCGACUAGGGUUACAGAAGCUAAGCAUCGAAGACGUUCACAAGAUGCCUUUGCAAGACCUCGAAGAUGAGAUUGCAAGAUGGAUCAAAGCUUGCAAUGUUGCUCUUCGGAUUUUAUUUCCUAGCGAACAACGAAUCUGCAAUCGCGUUUUCUUCGGCCUCUCCUCUGUUUCUGAUCUCUCUUUGAUGGAGAUUUGCCGAAGAUCGACACUUCAGCUACUCAAUUUUGCUGACGCCGUUGCAAUUGGGAGCCGCUCACCAGAGCGUUUGUUCCGAAUCCUUGAUGUGUUUGAAACAUUGAGGGACCUUAUUCCCGAAUUCGAAUCCUUGUUUUCCGAUCAGUACUCUGUGUUUCUGAAAAACGAAGCAAUCACAAUCUGGAAUAGAUUGGGUGAGGCAAUUAAAGGCAUUUUCAUGGAACUUGAGAACCUGAUUCGACGUGACCCGACAAAAGCAGCAGUUCCUGGUGGUGGGCUUCACCCAAUUACCCGCUACGUGAUGAACUACCUCCGAGCAGCAUGUCGUUCUUGCCAGACCCUCGAACAGGUUUUUGAAGACGGUGGGCCAUCACUGAAGGACUACACGAAGCUUGACGAAAGCAACGCAUCGUCAUCUUCACUUUCUGUGCAAAUGGCAUGGAUCAUGGAAUUAUUAGAGAGCAAUUUGGAAGCCAAAUCCAAAAUUUACAGAGACCCAGGAUUGUGCUCUGUUUUUAUGAUGAACAAUGGGAGAUAUAUGGUUCAGAAGGCAAGAGAUACUGAACUCGGAACCCUUUUGGGUGAUGAUUGGAUUCGAAAACACACGGCAAAAGUCCGGCAAUACCAUGUAAGCUAUCAAAGAAGCUCAUGGAGCAAGUUGCUGGGUUUGUUAAAAAUAGAAAGUGGAUCAUUAUCAUCUAAUGUAGUUGCAAAAUCUAUGAAGGAGAAGAUCAAAUCUUUCAACAUGCAGUUUGAAGAUAUAUGCAGGCUUCAGUCCACAUGGGUUAUCUAUGAUGAUCAACUAAGAGAAGAGAUAAGGAUUGCUCUGGAAAGAAUAUUGCUUCCUGCGUAUGGGAACUUCAUUAAAAGGUUUGAGAAUGUUCCAGAACUUGGGAAGCAUGCUGAGAAAUAUAUCAAGUAUGGGGUGGAGGACAUCGAAGCAAAGCUUCAGGAUUUGUUUCACGGAAACAGUGGAUCAGCUGGUAGCCGAAGGUGACGAUGAUUUUUGUCCCCCUCCCUGAAAAGGAAAAGUCACUAUAUUGCUGUGUAUAUGUAAAAAGUUACAGUGUAUGAUAGAAAACAAAGUUUUUAUUAACAUAGCUCAAACAGUACUGCCAUGGGCAUGAAGGAUUUGGGGUCUUGAGAUGUAUUAGGCAUACAAUAUUGUAGGGUUGGUUUUUUUAAAAUUUUUUUUGUCAGCAUCCCUUUCUUGGGAGAAUACUUUUUGUAAAAGCAUACUAAAUUAUCUUAUGAAACGUAAUAAAGUAGGCUUCAUCUGAUGUUAUAAUAUC